AUGGCUAGUCACUAUCCAAACAACAUAUUUCUGUCCGUCUCUCCUGGCAAAGAAACCGAAGUUCAUGUCCUGGUUGCAUUAUACUCCUCUGUUGGUGAAGAGGGCAUGUCACUUGCUAUCCUGGGGGAUAUCUGGCUAGAAACCCAAGAUGUGGAUCUCUCCUUCCUGGUCCUGGAUGACGACUUGAACGAAUCACGCAACUAUCACGCGCUGUACCGAAGCUCACGGACUAUCAAGUCGUUCCUGAUUGGUAAGUCUUGCGCCGCGGUCACGCUCCUGGGGGAAGGGCUGGAAGAGCCUCUCCACGUCUUAGACAUCUUCCUCACACGUUUUAAAACUGCUGGUGACAUCACCAAUGACGGCGAUCGUAAAGUCAGGGCACCCAAGAUCACCCGUUCCUUGAACACAGCUCGAACAUGUCGCAUGCUCUCCUUGGAUGUAGGAAGGGAGGAAGGGUCCAUCUUGUAUAACAAUGAAAUGACUGACUUCAUUGCUCUUGAUGCGGGAAUCUCGAGAAUAAAGUCGGAAUUCCCACAGUGUUGGUGUGGUCUGAUCAAUUUCCUUUACCAGAUCUUCAAGGGUGGAAGUGUGAUGGCUAGGGAACUGGACAACGCCAGUUGUGCCUAUGACGAUCAGAACGAUGGUGAUCUUCAUUCCGCACAACCGUUCUACUUCCACUUUCAGUUCAGAGUAUUUCUCCAGUUUCCCCCUGGUCUUCUCUUGGAGGUUAUCAGUUGCGAUGCUCACAUCUACAAGGAGGGUGGUCUUCUUCUCCUUCUUAUAAAUCAUGAGACUACCUUGGUGGAGGAGUUCUCCACUACAGACUCUGGCUGGUGUUCGUACCACUUCUCUGGGACAUCCAGGCCGGCUUACUUGCAGACACACCAGUGCACAUAUUUGGACACCUGGUCGUGCCUGUGCAAGUACUCCCUCGGGGCUAAUUCAGGGCAGGCACUAAGGAGGAUGGCAGGUGUCUUGUUUGAGGACAUUUUUGAUGUGAAGGAUAUUGACCCCGAGGGGAAGAAGUUUGACAGAGAUAUUACAUUGAUUCUGUGGCCUAUCUAA
Molecule: messenger RNA, 1065 nt
Organism: Darwinula stevensoni
Lineage: Eukaryota; Metazoa; Arthropoda; Ostracoda; Podocopida; Darwinulidae
Source: the annotation of a GenBank genome assembly